CAGCUCCCCGCGGGUUUCCCAUCUAUAGACAUGGGCCCUCAGCUGAAUGUGGUGGAGCGGUCUCGCACCGCUACCAUGCUGUGUGCAGCCAGCGGGACGCCUGACCCCGAAAUCACCUGGUUUAAAGAUUUCCUGCCCAUUGACACACACACUCACGGCCGCAUCAAACAGCUGCGCUCAGGUGUGUUACAAUUGAUCAGAGUGGAAGAAACUGAUCAGGGUAAAUACGAGUGUGUCCGCGACAACAGUGAAGGAACGCGCUACUCAACACCAGCUAACCUUUACGUCAGAGUGCGGCGAAUCCCUCCUCGAUUCUCAGUGCCACCGAUGGAUUAUGAGAUCAUGCCGGGAGGAAGUGUGAACAUCACCUGUCAGGCGGUGGGGGUUCCUAUGCCAUAUGUCAAAUGGAUGCUGGGAGCCGAGGAUUUGACACCAGAAGACGACAUGCCUAUUGGGCGAAAUGUUCUGGAGCUCACCAAUGUACGCCAGUCUGCCAACUACACGUGUGUCGCCAUGUCUACACUCGGAGUUAUCGAAACUGUUGCCCAGAUCUCAGUUAAAGCUCUUCCCAAUCCUCCAGGAAGCCCAGUUGUUAUGGAGCGAUCUGCCACCAGCAUUACUCUCAUGUGGGACAGUGGAAACCCACACCCCGUUUCUUACUACAUCAUCCAGUAUCGUCCCUCCUCGUCCACCGACCCCUUCAAAGAAAUCGAUGCAAUUGCAACAACCCGCUACAGUGUUGGUGGGCUUAGUCCCUACUCCCACUACCAUUUCCGGGUGGUAGCGGUGAACUCAAUCGGUCGAGGCGCACCGAGUCAAACCGUGGACGCUCGAACGGCCGAACAGGCGCCCAGUUCCCCUCCUCGCCGGGUCAGAGGUCGAAUGCUGAGCGGAUCCACAGCCAUGGUGCAAUGGGAGGAGCCAGAGGAAGCCAACGGCCAGGUGGUUGGUUACAGGGUCUAUUACACAUCAGAUUCAUCGCUGUCUGUCAGCCAGUGGGAGAAGGAAAUGGUUCGAGGGGCCAAUUUUUUGAACAUACGAGACUUGACGCCCAAUAAAACCUAUUAUAUUAGAGUACUCGCCUUCACCGCAGUCGGAGAUGGACCUCUUUCCAGUGAUUUGCACAUCAUUGCCAAGACAGGAGUCCCGUCACAACCCACCGAGCUGAAGGCAGAGGUGAAAUCAGAGACCAGCAUCCUUCUGUCGUGGAUCCCUCCUGCUCACAGUGGCACAGAUGCCAUCACUGGCUAUGAGCUCAUUUACAGACUUGGAGACCAGCCAGAGCAGAAAAUAACAUUUGAUCCAAGCUCCAGUUAUCUGCUGAAGAAUCUGAAGCCGUUUUCCACCUACGUAUUUCAGCUAGCAGCGCGCAGUAAACAUGGCCUGGGGGCUUUUACAAGUGAAAUCACCGUUCAGACUCCACAAACACUUUUUGCUGUGAACUUCAAAGUGAAAGCUGCUAUGAAGAGUUCAGUUCUGCUGACAUGGGAGUCACGAACCACCAGUAAUAAAGCACAGUCUCUCAUGAUCUCAUAUGGUGAUGGCGAGAGUGUGGAGGUCGAUGGGCGGCUCGGGCAGAAGCUGGUGACUAAGCUGAAGCCUCAGUCUCUCUACAACUUCCUGUUAACCAGUAAAGCCGACAGCACUGGAGGCCUGCAGCACCGCACGGACGCCAUGACAGCCCCAAACUUGCUGACCAGGAAACCACAGCUCCUAGACAAGACCAGUUCCCAGAGCAUUGCCAUCCUGCAGCUGCCCACUGUACAAGGCCAGGCGAACGUCAGGGGUUUCUACAUUUUGGUCGUCCCUCUGAAAAGGCAGAGAGCAGGAAACUUCCAGAAUUUAUGGAGCGAUCCAGACGAGAUGAACAUUGAUGAGCUGCUGAGGGAGAUUAAUGGCACCGGUCGCUCUGUUCGUUUACGGAGGCAGGCGGAGGCAAAACCGUACAUCACUGCUCAUUUCCAGAAUCUUCCUGCUGAAUUCAAGCUAGGAGAUGGACAUGUGUAUGGAGCCUUCCUGAACCGACCACUGGUGAACGGACAAGAGUAUGUGUGCUUCGUGCUGGCUAUUCUCGAACUGGGCCAGAAUACUGUCUACUCCACAAGCCCAUUCUCUGAUGCGGUGUUGUUCUCUGAUGUGGAGCCACAGCCAAUCGUAGAUGAGGAAGAAGGGCUUCUGUGGGUGGUUGGACCAGUGCUGGCCGUCAUCUUCAUCAUCAGCAUCGUCAUCCUCAUCCUUCUCUUUAAAAGCAAACCAGACAGGAAGCGGGCAGAGUUGGAGGGCAGGAAGUGCAGCUUUCCCAGCAGCGGUAAAGCCAUGAGUUCCCAGCAUCCAUCUGACCCCGUGGAGCUGCGCAGAAUCAACUUCCCAACGGCUGGCAUGACCAGCCACCCGCCAGUGUCCGUCUCUGAACUGCCCGCUCACAUAGAGAGGAUGAAGGCCAAUGACAGCCUGAGGUUCUCUCAAGAGUAUGAGUCUAUUGAUCCAGGGCAGCAGUUCUCCUGGGAACACUCUAACCUUGAGAUUAACAAGCCAAAGAACAGAUAUGCCAACGUCAUCGCCUACGACCACACCAGAGUCGCCCUCACCAACAAUGAUAGUGUUGCUGGUGGUGACUACAUCAAUGCCAACUUCAUAGAUGGCUACCGCAGACAGGGUGCAUACAUCGCCACCCAGGGGCCCAUGCCAGACACGUUUAGUGACUUCUGGAGAAUGGUCUGGGAACAACACACAGCGAAUGUCAUCAUGAUCACCAAACUUGAAGAGAAAUCGAGGAAUAAGUGUGAUCAGUAUUGGCCCAGCAGAGGCACGGAAACAUACGGACUGAUGCAGGUCUCUCUACUGGACACGGUGGAGCUUGCAACCUACUGCGUCAGGACGUUUGCCCUCUUUAAGAGUGGGAGUGGUGAGAAGCGGGAGGUCCGUCAGUUCCAGUUUACAGCAUGGCCAGAUCAGGGGGUACCUGAACACCCCACUCCCUUCUUGGCCUUCCUCAGACGGGUCAAAGCCUGCAACCCCCCAGAUGCUGGACCCAUUGUGGUCCACUGCAGUGCCGGUGUGGGCCGGACAGGCUGCUUCAUUGUGAUUGAUGCCAUGCUGGAGCGAGUAAAGCAGGAGAAGACGUUAGAUAUUUACGGUCACGUGACUCUAAUGCGCUCUCAGCGAAACUACAUGGUGCAGACAGAGGAGCAGUACGUCUUUAUUUAUGAGGCGCUGCUGGAGGCCGUUUCCUGCGGCAACACUGAAGUUCCGGCCCGGAACCUGUACGCAUACAUCCAGAGACUGUCACAGACGGAGCCACCGGAGCACAUCAGCGGAAUGGAGCAGGAGUUUAAACGGUUAGCUAAUGCCAAAGCGCAUAACUCCAGAUUCGUCAGCGCCAGCCUUCCAUGCAAUAAGUUCAAGAACCGGUUGGUGAACAUCAUGCCAUAUGAGAGCACACGCGUGUGCCUGCAGCCAAUCAGAGGAGUGGAGGGAUCGGACUACGUCAACGGCAGUUUUAUAGACGGCUACAGGCAACAGAGGGCGUAUAUCGCAACUCAGGGGCCGCUGGCAGAGACAGUUGAAGAUUACUGGAGGAUGCUUUGGGAACACAAUUCUACUAUAGUAGUUAUGCUUACUAAACUCAGAGAAAUGGGAAGGGAGAAAUGUCAUCAGUACUGGCCGUCUGACCGAUCAGCCCGAUAUCAGUACUUUGUGGUGGAUCCCAUGGCGGAAUACAACAUGCCUCAGUAUAUACUCCGAGAGUUUAAAGUCACAGACGCCAGGGAUGGACAAUCCAGAACAGUCCGGCAGUUUCAGUUCACGGAUUGGCCAGAGCAGGGUGUGCCAAAAUCUGGUGAAGGCUUCAUUGAUUUCAUUGGUCAAGUGCACAAAACGAAAGAACAGUUCGGUCAGGAUGGGCCAAUCACAGUACACUGCAGUGCUGGCGUUGGAAGGACAGGUGUAUUUAUCACUCUCAGUAUAGUGUUGGAGAGGAUGCGUUACGAGGGAGUUGUCGAUAUCUUCCAGACUGUCAAAAUGUUGCGAACUCAAAGACCAGCCAUGGUGCAGACAGAGGAGCAGUACCAGUUCUGCUAUCGAGCAGGGCUGGAAUAUCUGGGCAGUUUUGAUCACUAUGCAACAUAAAACCUUUCCCCCUGGACCAAGAGCCACCUCAUCAUCGUCAUCACCACCACCACCACCACAACAUCACAGCGAGACCUGCGUCUGAUCAAUCCGACAGCUUCUUUCUGCUGCUCAAGAGUCUGUUUGAUUCCUCCAGACAGCACACAGUUUAACAGUCAGCCAGAGAGGUCAGCUGCGAUACUGCGUUGUCGUCACAAAUUGCUGCUGCAGUCAUAGAACUUGAAGUUGUCAAGUCAUAUUGGGACUGGAGGAAACCGGUAUGUGCUGUCUGGACCGAUUCAAUAGACCAGUGAGACUCCGAAAGCAUUAGAAGAGACAACAAUCAAACAGUUGAAUGCUACUUUAUACUUGUCCAAAUUUAUUUACCACCAGACCCCCCAACAAAAAAAAAAAAACAACAGUCGUGUUUAUAACUGGAAGCAGUACGAGUGUAGAGUUGCCACUGUUUUUAGUCACAAGUUGGUAUAACGGAUCCACCAACUCACUUGUUUAAGUGAUUCGUACAAAAUGAAAUUCAACAACACACCCUAAGUAUUGGUGCUUAUGCCAGUUUCCUGUUCGUUUAUCUGUAGCGCACACACAAACACACACACACACACAACGGUAGAUACAUACGUACAAAUCUAUCACAGAUUUAAGAUGAGAAAAAAAUAACAAGUUAAAAUGGAGAUUUGUCUCAAAAGCUGUGCAAUAUUGAACGUGAUUAUUGAACGCACCUUCGAGUUUUAAGACACUCAAGUAUUAGAGAUAUUCUCACUGUAAUUAUAUUGUCUCAUUAAUCCUAUAUAAUAUAAAGUAUAAAUAAAGUGUUAUUACGCAUAUUGGCACAUAUAAAUAUACAUAUAUAUAUAUCUAAAGAGUCAACGUAUUAAGUGAUAUUUAUACUAUGUGAGUGAGGUACUUGUCAGUUGCACAUAUGUUAAGAAAAGUACUGAUUGCAGUAAAACAGAUUUUAUUUUCACUACUGUUGACCAAAACAUCUACUUUAGAGGUUUUGUUGGACGUUUGAAGGCUGAAUGGCACCAGACUCGCUAAAACAGAAGGUUGACGUGUUCAGAAACAAUAACAUAAUGGAUCAUUCGACACUGGUAGUGCCUUAUCAUAGUCACAUGUUUAAAAUGGUUCGCUAUUAAAGUUAUACGUUUCACAUUUAUGGAUAUGAAUCUGCUUUUAUGUACUAAAUAAGUAAAUACUAGUUAUUUCCGCCAGAGUGAAUUUUACUAUAUAUUUCACACCAAGCACCAAGGCGGUUUGUUCGUUCAAGUGAAGUACUGCCAAGACGACUAGACAAUUAUAAUAUGGAAAGCCAAUACGUGUCUAUUUUGAGAGGACACACGUUUAUUGUAUCUAUAAUGGGCCAAGAGAUCUCCAUAUUCCAUUGCAUGUGUACUGAAUAUCAUAGUAUCAAUUAUUUGUAUUUGAAAAUCAGUAUUGAAACAAGACAUAGUUUUACGUUUCAGUCCAUAAUGCUGCAGGAAACGCUCAUUUCUGAAUGUUAUUGUUUAUUUUUGUUAAUAGUAUCUCACGGAAAUUAGUAAUGUUUUCAUUUAGUGGCUAAUUCAUAGUAAUUUGUACUUUCUCAUUCAUACAGUUAAGUGCGAUUUGCUCAUCCCCCAAUCCGGAGUUGACCUGCUUCUAAAAAUCGUACGUUUUGAUAUGAAUGAAAUCGGAUUAUCCAACAUGAUCUCACGACAAUUCGUAACUUAUUGAUUAAUGGCUUAUUCGUAUGAUCUUAUUUAUACAGUUUAGUACAUUUUGCUUAUCCCCCAAUGUUUAGGGGUGGGGUUGGGUGCCAUGCCUCCUUUUUAAAAUCGUACAUUUGGGACACGUGUUUAUUGUAUCUAUAAUGGGCCAAGAGAUCUCCAUAUUCCAUUACUUGUGUACUGAAUAUCAUAGAUUCAAUUAUUUGUAUUGAAAAUCAGUAUUGAAACAAGACAUAGUUUUGCGUUUCAGUCCAUAAUGCUGCAGUAAACGCUCAUUUCUGAAUGUUAAUGUCUGUAUUUUUGUUAAUAGUAUCUCAUUGUCAAAGAGACAAUGUUUUUUUUUCCCCCCAAUCUCAAGGCAAUUCAUAAAGUUUUCAUUUAGUGGCUAAUUCGUAUUAAUUUGUACGUUCUCAUUCGUACAUUUUAGUGCAAUUUGCUCAUACCCCAAAGUGUGGUUGACCUACUUUUAAAAAUUGAACGUUUUCAUAUGAAUGGUCUCACGACAAUUCGUAAAUUAUUGAUUUAGUGGCUAUUUUGUACGAUCUUUUUCGUACAGUUUAGUAAGUUUGCUUAUCCCCUAAUGUUUAGGGGUGGGGUGGGGUUUGGUGCCAUGCUUUCUUUUUAAAAUCGUACAUUUGGGACACACGUUUAUUGUAUCUAUAAUGGGCCAAGAGAUCUCCAUAUUCCAUUCCAUGUGUACUGAAUAUCAUAGUAUCAAUUAUUUGUAUUUGAAAAUCAGUAUUGAAACAAGACAUAGUUUUACGUUUCAGUCCAUAAUGCUGCAGGAAACGCUCAUUUCUGAAUGUUAUUGUCUAUUUUUGUUAAUAGUAUCGCAUUGUUUAAGAGGCGAUGUGAUGUAAAAAAAAAAAAAAAUCUCACGGCAAUUCAUAAUGUUUUUAUGUAGUGGAUAAUUCAUUUAUUUAAGUGCGAUUUGCUCAUUUCCCCAAAAUGCUUUUAAAAAUUGUACGUUUUCAUAUGAAUAAAAUUGGAUUAUUCAACAUGAUCUCACAGCAAUUCGUAACUUAUUGAAUUAGUGGCUAAUUCAUGUGAAUUCGUACAAUCUCGUUCGUACAGUUUAGUAUGUUCUGCUCAUUCCCCAAUGACUGUUGGGUUUAGGGGCAGGGUUGGGUGCCAUGCCUCCUUUUUAAAAUUUUACAUUUUCGAACAUUGGAACUUGUACGAAUUAGUAGGGAUGGCUGAUGUAAAACUGAUGUUUCGACAUAGUGUCAAGAUCCCGAAGCACAAGUGUUUCGAAACACUGCACGAAACGAAGCAUGAUCUGAAACACCCAGGUCACGUGACUAAGGUGAUUCGAAACACACAGGUCUCGUGACUAAAGUGUUUCGAAACACCUGGUCAUGUGACUAAAGCGAUUCAAAGCAUGGAUCAUUUUAGAAGCGUUUUGAGACCUGGCGAAUCUGCAUUUGACUGACAGGGUCAGGAUAAAACUCUGUCUCAUAUAGCCUAGUGGACCGUCCAUGUGCACAUAUUUACUGUACUGUAAAUGGCUAUUGGGUUCGAAUCUCGACUUGUAUAAAUACUCCGAAAUUAUAAUUUUAUGUUUUUUAAUAAUGGUGGUUUUUUAAUAAUGAAGGUGUAGUCUACAUAGAAUACAGCUGCAGAUACGCCAUCGAUAUAGCAUCAUUUUUGUUACACUGUAUAUCAAUAAUUCAUAUUUUUGCAUUACUGUGAUGGUUGGGUUUAGGGUUGGGGUAGACGUUAAUAAAAUACAAUAAAUGGGAAAUUUAUUGAAUAAUCCUUGUUAACUUCCGGCUACAACUAUAUCUGAUCUAGCAACAAAACUGUUUUAUGACCAAAACAAGACAUUAAUUCACAAAUUUCAUUCGGAUGUCAGACCAAUGUUAAAACAAAACACGUUACAAGAACAGAGCAUUUCAAACCUAUCAGCUAUAGCUGCAUCACCCUGGGUUCGAACCCAUUAUCGCUACGACACAUUUGCUACAACUGUUUCAGUGUUUCAUGAAGCCUCACUUUGCCCACCACUACGAAUUAGCCACUAAACUAACAAAUGUAAAAUAGUUGCGUUUCCUCGUGAGAUCAGAUGUUUUUUUUCAAACAUUUGAAAGGGGGGAUUUCAAAAAGCUUGUUGCUUAAAACUAACGAAAGUUAAAACUUCAAAAGUUUCAUCGUAAGUUUGAUCCAUAAAUUGAUUCCUAAACGCAUAAAAAAAACAAGACCUAGCGUUUAGAAAUAAAAAUGGCCCAUGUACGGUAUUUGACAGUCUGGUUUGUGGUUUGGAAAUGGCUGCACUCUUGUUCUAUGCACUAACCCUUACACUUUCUUCAACAGAAUGUUCUUUGUAAUGAAUGAGAAUUUCACAGUGUCGCUCACAAGUGUGUGCAUGUUAAGACAAAAAACAAAAAGUCUUGGUUUCAAAGCUUAAGACAGUUUGCGCAUAAUGUUAUUGUUGUACUUUAGAUGACAGGGUGGUCUAAUAUGAGUGGGUUUUCCUUCUAGUCCAGUGCUAAUAGUCAUCAUUUAGAGUAAUUCCUGAGGAGUCUGGUCACCGAGAACUUUCAGCUCAUUUCACUUUCGGUGGAAGGAAAUGUUUCGAUUUCUUUGCAGCCUUUUUUUAUACCCAGAGUUGAGUUGGUUGUAUUUGAGAUUCUAACUUACAAAUCUUCGCUAUCUACCUUGUUUAUUUUAGUACCUUUACAGCGUAUUCUUAUCAGAACCAAGUUUCAGGGUUUUUCAAAUUUCAACUUUUGUUGAAAACUAGCUAUGCUUAUUUUUUCAAGAGGAUAUAAAUAUAUCAAUUAUUAGCGUUUGUUUAAUGGGACAUUCUCUGCUAAUCUCAAUGUCAGUGUUUUGAGGAAAAACACAUCUAUUUUCCAGUGCAUGACAGUCCCCAUUUGUACAAUGCGAAGGCACCGUCUGAUUUUGAUGAUUCAUGACUAUGACAUUGUUCCAUGUGAAAAAUAAACUAGCACAAUCUAUAUCAUGUAAUCUGACCAAAUAUGCAUUGUAUCACCAUUUUCAUAUUGUCAGACGUUGUGAGUGGUUUUACAAUUUCACCCAUCGAUUAAUGUGAAACACAAAAGGGAAAUCUUUUACCUCUGAUUUUGUAGUAAAUGUAAAUAUUUCAGAGGACGUUUUCUUUUUUAAUUUUCCUACUUUAUGUUGUAAGGACAGAUGUGUGAGAAUACAAUUGU
Danio aesculapii is the source of this 9004-nucleotide messenger RNA. Its product is annotated as receptor-type tyrosine-protein phosphatase S-like. Gene Ontology annotation, biological process: peptidyl-tyrosine dephosphorylation; synaptic membrane adhesion. Gene Ontology annotation, molecular function: protein binding; protein tyrosine phosphatase activity. Lineage: Eukaryota; Metazoa; Chordata; Actinopteri; Cypriniformes; Danionidae. The record is from RefSeq and is a predicted model, not a curated record.